UGACGGAUGUUUACACGGCGCACAUGGGAGGAGUUGACCGCGCGGACCAGCUCCGAUCGUUUUAUUCCUCGGGCUGGCAAUCGCGUAAAUGGUAUAAAUACGUGUUUUGGUUUUUGUUCAAUCUGGCAGUGACAAACGCAUUCGUCCUUGAAGGAUUUAAGCGCCAAUUACAAGGAAAGGCGAAGAGGACUGUUAUCGUUUUCAAGACAGAACUAGCGCAAUCGCUUAUUGCUAAGUUCAACUCGAGAAAGCGCCCACGAGUCCCUGCUCCCCCAACUCCCCAGAACAUCCCAGCCUCAGCUCAUGUCGCCACUCAUGUAGAAGGAAGGAAGAGGGCAUGUGUUCUUUGCAGCAAGAAGGGAAAAACGACCCCGAAAGGCUACAAGAUCGAGACGUACUAUGAGUGCGCGGUCUGCAAAGUCGGUCUCUGUCGUAAAGGUUGCCACCAGGCAUUCCAUGAAAUGGACCAUGGCACGGCAUAAACUAUCAUAGUACAGACUUUAUUUUUACACUAUUUCUUAUGACUAUAUGCUUACAACUACCUUUAUUAUAUGUUCUAUUUAUAUUUUGUGUCUAAGAUAAACAAUAAUCUUGUAAAUGAUGCAAAAUUUGAGAUCAUUGGUAAAGAAGAUGGCGCGAAAUUUGAAUUUUUGUAUGAAAUUGUAAAUUCAAAUCAUUAUAGCUCUAAGCAAUAGUGGCAAAAACGCCAAUAUUUCGGUUCAUUAAAAACUUCAUUAUCUGCA
Nematostella vectensis (starlet sea anemone) is the source of this 743-nucleotide messenger RNA. RefSeq names its product piggyBac transposable element-derived protein 4-like. Bases 24 to 482 code for a protein of 152 amino acids. The record is from RefSeq and is a predicted model, not a curated record. The transcript has a single exon. Lineage: Eukaryota; Metazoa; Cnidaria; Anthozoa; Actiniaria; Edwardsiidae.